AUGAUCGGUGGGGCCUUUGCAUUGAAACGUAAACGUAAACGUGAAUCCUUAUUGUUAGCUGGAAAUAAAACUAAUCAAGAUCAAAAUGUUAACAAUUUUCACCCUGGAAUAUUAUCAUUUGGAUCAGCAAUUAGUGAACAGCAAAAUCAACAGCAAUCUGGAAUCAUUUACUAUGAUAAUCGAGGUGUUGAUUCAGCUAAAUAUCGGGAGAUGAAAAAAUUAAAUCAACAAUCAACUGGAUUAACAGUAAUUGCGAUUUUUAUAAUUGGUAUUGGAUUAAUUAUCCUCUUAAUUAGUGCAAUCCUUUCAGGAUCAGUGACAACACCAAUCACUACCCUUGGAUUAAUUUUCACAUCAAUUGGUCUGUUAAUUGUUACAAUUAAAUGUCUAACCUCUUAUUUUAUUGAUAAAUCUAAUCGUUUCUUUCAUCAACAUGAUAAUUUAAUUAAAUCAACUGAAGAAUCAACAAUUUGUAAAUCAACAUCAUCACCAUCUUGGAUUAACCUUCCUAAUCCAGUUAAUCUGCAAUUUAAUUCAGCUGAUAUUGGACAAUCAGAUGAAAAGUUAAAUAAACCAGUUACAACAAUUAUCCUUGAUCCAAGUAGAUUGUCAUCUAAAUCAAUUGAUCAACUUAAUUAUAUUAAUUCACAAUCAAAUCAAUCCAAUUACAAUGAGCAGAAACCUUUACUAAUUAAUCAACAAUUAAUUACUUCAUUGGCUUCUUCAGUUGAUUCAAAUUACGAUGAUCAAAACAAUCAUGAUCAAUAG
Panonychus citri (citrus red mite) is the source of this 768-nucleotide messenger RNA. RefSeq lists its product as uncharacterized. The coding region runs from base 1 to 768 and encodes 255 amino acids. Lineage: Eukaryota; Metazoa; Arthropoda; Arachnida; Trombidiformes; Tetranychidae. The record is from RefSeq and is a predicted model, not a curated record. The transcript has 3 exons.